Molecule: messenger RNA, 1085 nt
Organism: Protobothrops mucrosquamatus (brown spotted pit viper)
Lineage: Eukaryota; Metazoa; Chordata; Lepidosauria; Squamata; Viperidae
Gene: MRPL14
Product: mitochondrial ribosomal protein L14
Exons: 4
Coding region: 179-616 (145 amino acids)
Biological process (GO): translation
Cellular component (GO): mitochondrion; ribosome
Molecular function (GO): structural constituent of ribosome
Source: RefSeq, a predicted model, not a curated record
GCGCCUGCGUGCUCGGGAGAACCUCUGGCCCGGAGACCGUGCAGAAAGUCCAGAAGGGGUUUCUAAUCGGAGUUAAAAUUAAUGUCUUUUCUCUAAUCAAAGCUGUCAGAUUCACCAUCUCAGCCAGCUCCAACAACUUUCGCCCUCCAUUCUUCCAUUGCUUCUUAUUGGAAUCCCGAUGGUUCCUUUGUAUCGAUACCUGGGAUUGGCUCUUCCCCAGUUAAGCAGAGCAACAAAUCAACGAAAUUUCAGCCUCAGCAAUGUGUGCAGCUAUAUCCAGAAGCUGACUCGUGUGCGAGUGGUUGAUAACAGCGCCUUGGGAAACACACCAUAUCACCGGCCUCCAAAAUGUAUCCAUGUCUACACCAAAAACGGAGUGGGCAAAGUGGGUGACCAAAUUCUUCUGGCUAUCAAAGGGGAAAAGAAAAAGGCAUUAAUUGUCGGGUGCAAGUUUCCCGGACCUCGCAUGUCUCCUCGGUUUGAUUCUAACAACGUGGUUCUCAUAGAAGAUAGUGGGAACCCAGUCGGGACACGGAUCAAAACGCCCAUACCUUCUCUGUUGAGAAAAAAAAGAGAAUUUUCCAAAGUGUUGGCCAUUGCCACCAACUUUGUAUGAUCACCAGGGGAGACACUGUGUGACAAACAAAGGGAUGUUGUGGGACUGUCCCUUGAGUUGCGUUUCUCUUUUCUUUCCCAGAAUCGAGGAAGAAGUGUUUGAAAAAAAGAAGGAAGAAGAUAGUGGGGGGGGGAGUGCUAAGACAUCUUUGAGGAAAUACACUUUCUGUUAUUUUGGGUAACUUGUUCUUCUUGAACUAGUUUAAUUAAAGAUAAAGUGCUAAAUAACUGUUUGUAUGUUUUAUGUUUUUGAAAGAGGUGGAAAAGGCUAAAAAGGUGGGAGGGCUAUUAAGAGGGUCAAAAGAAUCAUCUGUUGUUCUCUGUUAAUCUCCAGUUAUUUUGGGGUUAUUUCUUUCACAGUUUUAUUCUGUUAAAAGUCUGUGCAUUCUUCAGAUUCCAACCAGCAAUAACUUUAUAAGUAAAUUUCAGCAUGAUUUUAUGCUAUUGAUAAAGAAAAAUAAAAAGGAAAC